Messenger RNA from Colletotrichum phormii, 407 nucleotides. RefSeq lists its product as uncharacterized. NCBI's taxonomy places the organism in Eukaryota, Fungi, Ascomycota, Sordariomycetes, Glomerellales, Glomerellaceae. The record is from RefSeq and is a predicted model, not a curated record. The coding region runs from base 167 to 388 and encodes 73 amino acids. The transcript has a single exon.
UCGGGGGUCGAAAAUGUCCGUAAUAAGGGGAUUCUGGCCGGUGAGAUCGACUUCUCGGUCAAGGUAAAGCCUAAUCGCCGAUUGGGAUGCACCUCUCUGCAUAGCGUGUCAGCGCCAUCGCGUGGCUUCGUGGAUCUAUGACGAAACCAUAGCUUGAGCUUGCCAGAUGAGGCUCCUUGCUUGGAGAAGAAAAGAUCUAGUGGUCUCCACUUGGCCGAUAUCUUACACCAGUGUCGCGCUGACGCGACCGACGUGGUCUGCUAGUACUUGGCUCUACGUCGUCAUAGAUCUCAACUGGAUUAACGGUCGGCGGAAACAGAUGACCGACGCCGCUAGUUUCCCACAAUUAGAAUCGAGUUUCGUUGCUCGCGUCCCCCUGAAGACAUGAAAGAUAUUCUGGAACCGGC